Messenger RNA from Nematostella vectensis (starlet sea anemone), 2476 nucleotides. RefSeq lists its product as uncharacterized. NCBI's taxonomy places the organism in Eukaryota, Metazoa, Cnidaria, Anthozoa, Actiniaria, Edwardsiidae. The coding region runs from base 239 to 2293 and encodes 684 amino acids. The record is from RefSeq and is a predicted model, not a curated record. The transcript has 11 exons.
ACAUGAUGACGUAAAACACAAUGUGUCGUCACGAACAGCCUUUAGUGAUCGCAAUGUGAUUGGCCAGAAUUUUCCCUACGUCAUAAUAGAGCCGCAAAAUAACAAAACAGUUCAAUCCGAAAUAUAGCGAAAGUUCAGUAAAAUGAUUAGUCACCAAAAGUUGGAAAUCCGCCCUGCUUAUUAGCUGUUGAAGUGCCCGGACGUUGACUAUUAAAGCAGAGAAAUACUUUUUGCUCGCAUGGCUGGCUUAGAGGAUGGCUUGCAAAAAUACCAGAAGGUUUACAACUUUCUCAAACGAACGCUUGCCCAAGACAAAUAUGAGGGAAUACGGGUUAUCGAGCCAUGUGUGAUUGUUGCUGAUGGGUUCAACAAAAAAUUCCAAUUUGCAGUUUUAGGUGCAGAAAUGCUCUACAUAAUCGAUAACCCUCCUAAAGUUGCUAAAGGUAUUCGCAUGACUGUCGAUUUAGCUACGAUCACUGCAGUAAAAAUGAUUCAUGAUAUUGCUGAAUUUCUUGGCGGAGAUUUAAAAAACAGAGUCCAGCAUAUCCAUGUCACUUUCAAGAAGCGUCCAGUUAUUCCCCAACCAAUAGGGGACUAUUCACCAAAUACAGCUUUAAAAUCAUCUUUGCUCACAGCGUCAGCACUAUUUCAAAGAGACGACAAUAACAGGUCAUCCACAUUUUCACGAAGAGGCUCAUCUGGUGCUCCUGAUCAACAUUCUACUCAGCUGAUACCAUCUAAUCACCUAGCAGUACAAGCUAGUCAAUUAAAAUUAAGCGCAUCAGAAGGUAACAUUCGUCAGAUGCUUGAAGAAGAAAGAUUGCAGUUACCAUCAGAGGGCCCUUUUUCCAGGGGUUUGCUUCCUGUUUGUGGACGACCACUGCCAGUUCCGCCAUCUAAUAGAAAAGAGACCCCAAGCAGAAGAAGACAGAAAAAGAACAGGAGAAAUCAAGAGCAAGAAUCAGAUACCUUUGAUUCUAGCUCAAGCAGUAAUGAUUUAGAAUUGUCAUUUCGCUCAAUUUCUCCUCAGAUGGACUUGCACCCAUUGGAGCCUUAUGAAAGGUUUCGCGUACCAUCUCCUGACCCCAGAUCAUGGAGAACAAGGAAACAUCACCGCACUAGUAGUAACGAGUCUUCAGAAGGCGUGGCUGACAGGGAAUUCUCAGCAAAUACUGGACAUGAUUCAAGUGGUGGAAAUAUAGAUGAGAUGGAUAUAUACAUUUUGGAGAAGCAAUCUCCAAUGUUUCCAUUCCUGAAAAGUUCUUGGAAUAACUGUAUCCUGAAAUCAACCUUGCAAAGUGGGAAAGAAAUCUCAUCUUCAUCUUCUGCCAAAAGAUUUUCUAUAAUUGAUAAUUCUGAGCUAUUGACUUUAUUCAAUCAACUAAAAACGGAAAUUCUUCAGUCUCACCACAUGGAAAAAAACUUUGUCCUUAUCAACGAACUUCUUACAGCAGCACAGAAAAGUUUUUCCCUCAAGAAAUUAUUCUGGAAGUCUCCAGAAUUAUUUAACUUCAUUGUGGACCAAAUAAAGAUGUAUCUUCCUGAAUCUCCCAGCACUCGCUCAAGGCAAAGGGGGAAUAAUCGAGCUGACGAGUUUGACUAUAUCGUCGUUCUGCUGGAGACCUUGGUAUGCAUGUUCCGUGAAACCGAAAUUUUGCAGUCCAGAUUGAACGUUCUUAAGGCCCACAAGGGUCAGACACUUAGGGAUCUUUUAGAGCACGUCAUUGCCACGCCUUGUGUAGGACGCAAAUCAUCAGAAUCCAAAAUCUCCCCAGCCGCCCAACUGCUACUCUACGGGCCCAAUGGUGACGUGCGUCAAGCAGCCGAAGAAGACGAGACAGCGAAACUUUUAAAUGAGGUUUUGGAUUGCGUGACGUCAGUGAUAUACGAGAUUCUCACAGCUGUCCACCAGUCAAGCGUGUUCAAAAUUGAGAAUAACACAAUCAACAUUUCUUGGUUGAUAAAGAUUAUCGACACGCACCGUGAGGCGGAAGCGUUUGUCAAGCGGAUGAUGGACAGGCAGAUGUCAGUGGUGUUAUCGGACCGUAAGCCGCUCUCUACUAAAAGCGCAGUACUGGUCUAUCGUCAGCUGUACAUAUUGCAUAACCUUCUUGAGUAUAGCCACCCCAUGGCCUCGGCUAUCCCCAGGUCCUACUCAGAGGAAUUCAGGUACUACAUCAAAAGACAUAUAGAGAAGAAAUUGCCUAUUCAGUUUCCGCUGACCAUGCCUACUUUGUCACUGCUGUCGCAUGUUAGUGACGCAAUUCUCAAGACCAAGGCUUCGUUCAGAUGACGUCAUGACCAAGGCCUCGAUUGAUGUCACAACAAUGCAAAUGACUAAACGAUUAUUUUAUGCAAUAUUACCCCAGAGAGAGUAAAUAUUUCGUAAAACUUAUUACAGUAUCAAUUGAUGCUAUUGUAAAUAUGUACAGAAAUGAAAUGUGUAGAACGAAUAAAAAAGAACAUAAAUUUCAAA